UGAUAAUAAUUGAAGUCGAUUGGUUUUAGGUAGGAGUACCGAAAUUGAACGAAUAAAAUAAGGAAGGAAGACUGAAUUAUUGGAGCUGAGGAAGGAGAAGAAAUAUCCCGUUUGAUAUUUUCACGGAAGAAAGGGAGGAGCUGUUGAUAUUGAGAUGAGAAGCAAGGAAUGAUAAGAGAGAGAGAGAGAGAGAGGGCCACAAAAAGAAAAAGAGGGCGACUCUUUUGUAGCGAGGAAAUCAGAGAGAAAGCCAGAAAGGAAAAGAAAGCUUCUACUGUAGCCAUCAAUUGGAAGGGUGCAGAUGAGGGAGUAGAGCUUCACUACUACUGUCUCUUGCCUAUUUUUUGCACUUUUCUUUUUUGUGGUUCUUGUUGUUGCGAUAAUGCCAUCUGUUACUCCCUUUCUGAUGGAUUUCGUUCCGCUCAAGUCUCAACUAUAAAGUUGGAAGAGUAGAUCCUGGAGCCGACAGAUCUGGGUCCUGAAAUUAGUAAGGGGCUCGAGAUUUGUAAGAGUAACAAUGGAAGCGAGUGCAGGGUUAGUGGCAGGCUCUCACAACCGGAAUGAACUCGUGGUCAUCCGCCGUGACGGUGAAUCUGCCCCAAGGCCGUUGCAGCAGUUAAGUGGACAAAUAUGCCAGAUAUGCGGAGACGACGUGGGACUAACUGUGGACGGAGAGCUGUUCGUGGCCUGCAACGAGUGUGCCUUUCCCAUCUGCAGAACUUGCUACGAGUACGAGCGCAGAGAAGGAAACCAACUCUGCCCUCAGUGCAAAACCAGAUUCAAGCGUCUCAAGGGGUGUGCUAGAGUGCAGGGGGACGAAGAGGAAGAUGGCAUCGAUGACCUGGAGAAUGAAUUCAAUUUCGAUGCAAGGACUAAACAGGAUAUGCACCAUGCUCUUGCUGCCGACGCAAUGCUUCACUAUGGCCGUGCCUCCGACUCCAAUCUCCCUCAUGUCCUUCAUUCUACGCCCCAAGUUCCUCUCCUUACUAACGGUCAAAUGGUUGAUGAUAUUCCUCCUGAGCAACAUGCUUUGGUCCCUUCAUUCAUGGGGGGUGCCGGUGGAGGCAAAAGGAUCCACCCCCUUCCUCUCUCAGAUCCCGCCCUUCCAGUGCAACCCAGAUCCAUGGAUCCUUCCAAAGACUUGGCCGCUUAUGGCUACGGCAGUGUCGCUUGGAAGGAAAGAAUGGAGAACUGGAAGCAGAAACAAGACAAGCUGCAGAUGAUGAAGAAGGAUAAUUCUGGCAAAGAUUGGGACUAUGAUGGAGAUGGCCCAGAUCUACCACUCAUGGAUGAGGCAAGACAACCACUUUCUAGAAAGUUGCCUAUUCCAUCAAGCCGAAUCAACCCUUACCGGAUGAUCAUCAUAAUUCGACUCGUGGUUCUCGGAUUCUUCUUCCAUUAUCGAGUCAUGCAUCCCGUACAGGAUGCAUUUGCAUUGUGGCUUAUAUCUGUAAUAUGUGAGAUCUGGUUUGCAAUUUCAUGGAUUCUUGAUCAAUUCCCGAAGUGGCUCCCUAUUGACAGGGAAACUUAUCUCGACAGGUUGUCCCUGAGGUAUGAGAAGGAAGGCCAACCUUCUCAACUUUGUCCAGUUGACAUAUUUGUGAGUACUGUUGAUCCGUUGAAAGAACCUCCUCUGGUGACUGCAAACACGGUUCUUUCCAUCCUUGCAGUGGACUACCCUGUUGACAAGGUUUCAUGUUAUGUUUCUGAUGAUGGUGCUGCUAUGCUGACAUUCGAGGCACUGUCUGAAACAUCUGAGUUUGCAAAGAAGUGGGUCCCUUUCUGUAAGAAGUUCAACAUUGAGCCACGAGCCCCUGAAUUUUAUUUUGCUCAAAAGAUGGAUUACCUCAAAGAUAAGGUGCUGCCAUCAUUUGUGAAGGAGCGGAGAGCAAUGAAGAGAGAGUAUGAAGAGUUUAAAGUUCGGAUCAACGCUUUGGUUGCUAAGGCCCAAAAGGUCCCAGAAGAAGGUUGGACAAUGCAGGAUGGGACUCCAUGGCCUGGGAAUAAUGUCAGGGAUCAUCCUGGGAUGAUUCAGGUUUUUCUUGGCCAAAGUGGAGGGCAUGACACGGACGGAAAUGAAUUACCACGCCUGGUGUAUGUUUCUAGAGAAAAGCGACCUGGGUUUAAUCACCACAAAAAGGCUGGAGCAAUGAAUGCAUUGGUUAGAGUCUCUGCUGUGCUGACAAAUGCUGCUUUUCUGUUGAACUUGGAUUGCGAUCACUAUAUCAAUAAUAGUAAGGCUCUUAGGGAGUCAAUGUGUUUCAUGAUGGAUCCGCUGCUUGGAAAAAGGGUGUGCUAUGUCCAGUUCCCGCAGAGGUUUGAUGGUAUUGACAAGCAUGACCGAUACGCCAACCGCAACACCGUAUUCUUUGAUAUUAACAUGAAAGGUUUGGAUGGCAUCCAAGGACCUAUAUAUGUUGGGACUGGAUGUGUCUUCAGAAGGCAGGCAUUCUACGGUUAUGCUGCUCCUAAAGCAAAGAAACCACCAACCAGGACUUGUAACUGUUUGCCGAAGUGGUGCUGUUGUGGCUGCUGUUGUUCUGGAAAGAGGAAGAAGAAGACUAACAAACCUAAAUCUGAGAUAAAGAAGAGAAAUUCUAGGAAAGGAGACGUGGGAGCAUCUGCACCUGUGUGCUCUUUGGAGGGUAUUGAAGAGGGGAUUGAAGGAGUCGAAGGUGAAAAUUAUACUAUGAUGUCUGAGCUGAAGUUAGAAAAGAAGUUUGGACAAUCUUCUGUUUUUGUUGCGUCUACUCUGCUAGAGGACGGAGGGACACUGAAAAGUGCUAGCCCAGCAUCCCUGCUUAAAGAAGCCAUCCAUGUCAUUAGCUGUGGCUAUGAAGAUAAAACUGAAUGGGGAAAAGAGGUUGGCUGGAUCUAUGGGUCGGUUACAGAAGAUAUACUGACAGGUUUUAAAAUGCACUGCCUUGGAUGGCGAUCAAUAUAUUGUAUCCCUGACAGGCCUGCAUUUAAAGGAUCUGCUCCCAUUAAUCUGUCUGAUCGUCUGCAUCAAGUCCUUAGGUGGGCCCUUGGUUCUGUUGAAAUUUUUUUGAGCAGGCACUGUCCUCUCUGGUAUGGAUAUGGAGGAGGCCUGAAGUGGUUAGAGCGCCUGUCUUAUAUAAAUGCUACUAUAUAUCCAUGGACUUCAAUUCCUCUGCUUGCCUAUUGUACCCUACCUGCUGUGUGCUUGCUCACGGGAAAAUUCAUCACUCCUGAGCUGAGCAAUGUUGCUAGCUUGUGGUUUCUGUCUCUUUUCAUUUGUAUCUUUGCGACAAGUAUACUGGAAAUGAGAUGGAGUGGAGUUGGGAUCGAUGAAUGGUGGAGAAAUGAGCAGUUUUGGGUGAUUGGAGGGGUUUCAGCACAUUUAUUUGCUGUGUUCCAGGGGUUGUUAAAGGUUUUAGCCGGUGUUGAUACGAACUUCACUGUGACAUCAAAAGCAGGGGAUGACGAAGAUUUCUCAGAGCUUUACGCGUUUAAGUGGACCACUUUGCUCAUCCCACCAACAACACUGCUAAUAAUAAACCUCAUUGGUGUGGUCGCCGGAGUGUCCAACGCAAUAAAUAAUGGGUAUGAGUCAUGGGGGCCUCUGUUUGGUAAACUCUUCUUCGCCUUCUGGGUGAUUGUUCACCUCUAUCCUUUCCUAAAGGGUCUGCUGGGCAGGCAGAACAGGACUCCCACAAUUAUUAUUGUUUGGUCAAUUUUGCUUGCUUCCAUCUUCUCCCUUUUGUGGGUUCGAAUUGAUCCAUUCUUGGCCAAGUCAAAUGGUCCGGUUCUAGAAGAAUGCGGGUUGGACUGUAACUAGCAGCGCAUUCGCUCCUUGGGCUAGUAGGGUCGGGUGAUAGAUGAUAGAAUAUUUAUCUUUUGAUUGAUGAUACAACCAAGAAAUAUGUUUGGUGUGAUGGGGUCUGCCAACUGUAGAUUAAUUGCGUGUGAUGGGCGUGGAUGCCUCUUUUCAACUCCUCGUUCCUUCGCUUUGGUGGAGGGAAAUUCCAAACAUGAGCUGGCUGCUGUUUGUAAGCUUUUGUCGGUGGGGGGAGACUGUUGGGAGCAGCUGCAACAGUGCUCUCUUUCAUUCUUUAUCAGCAUGAUUGAUACAUACGGGGAAGAGGAGGUAGGUGAUUCACACUGCCGCUGCUGUGUAAUAUUUAUUGUUACGGGUCUCUCUCUCUCUCUCUCUCUCUCUAUUUGAUUCGCAAUAAAAGUGGCUGUGUCCUGCUGCUUGUAACUGCAGAGGCAAACUUCUGGGACAUACUAAAGUGCUGGGGCUAAUUGUUUGCCCUUUAUGUUGCCAUUGCCACUAAAUGUAGCUGUCUUAUUGUUCGAAAGGGUAUAAGAAAAACUGAAAAAAGUUUCAUUUGGGUUCAA
Messenger RNA from Alnus glutinosa, 4362 nucleotides. RefSeq names its product probable cellulose synthase A catalytic subunit 3 [UDP-forming]. NCBI's taxonomy places the organism in Eukaryota, Viridiplantae, Streptophyta, Magnoliopsida, Fagales, Betulaceae. The record is from RefSeq and is a predicted model, not a curated record. Gene Ontology annotation, biological process: cellulose biosynthetic process; plant-type primary cell wall biogenesis. Gene Ontology annotation, molecular function: cellulose synthase (UDP-forming) activity. The transcript is spliced from 14 exons. The coding region runs from base 518 to 3799 and encodes 1093 amino acids. Gene Ontology annotation, cellular component: trans-Golgi network; plasma membrane.